Messenger RNA from Aspergillus welwitschiae, 1344 nucleotides. RefSeq names its product trihydroxytoluene oxygenase. The transcript is spliced from 5 exons. Lineage: Eukaryota; Fungi; Ascomycota; Eurotiomycetes; Eurotiales; Aspergillaceae. The record is from RefSeq and is a predicted model, not a curated record. Gene Ontology annotation, biological process: L-methylmalonyl-CoA metabolic process. Gene Ontology annotation, cellular component: mitochondrion. Bases 63 to 1121 code for a protein of 352 amino acids. Gene Ontology annotation, molecular function: methylmalonyl-CoA epimerase activity.
AUCCUUUAGCUUUAGCGAGAUUGGCAUCAUUUAUCGGUGCUUAACACAUAGUAAUAGUCAAUAUGGGCAGCCUCGGAGAACCGACCGUGUGCCAUGGCGCGUCUGUUCCGGACAUAACGACCAAGGGAUCAGAGUUCGAGUCCAUCGCUUCCUGGAGGGAACGAGUUGGUAUCAACACCGAUGCUCAGAUCCGGCUGGUCAAGCUGUCACAUAUGCGGUACCAACAUCCGGAUCUGGAUCAGAUUACUGUCUUUUUGAAGGACUUUGGCAUGCAGAUUGUCAAACAGACUGAUGACCAGAUUUGGUAUCGUGGCUAUGGGCCGGACCCUUAUGUUUACUAUGCGAGGAAGGGACCCAAACAAUUCCUGGGCGCCACUUUCGAGGUCGAGUCGUAUCAGGACUUGGAGAAAGCACUGCAGCUCCCGAAUGCCAGUGGAAUCAAAGAAUUGCUCGAUCAUCCUGGCGGUGGUCACUUUGUCACCUUCACUGACCCGGAAGGAUACCCUGUAAACCUGAUCCACGGACAGGCGCCAAGGGAGGCAGGAGAGUACCCAGAAAGGUUGAUUGUCAACUACGAGGCAGACAAACCUCGUCUGCGAAAGUUCCAUCGUUUCAAUGUUGGACCUGCACCCGUGCACAAGCUUGGCCACUUCGGAUACUGCGUACAGGACUUCCCCACCAUGCUUGACUUCUAUACCCGGAAUUUCAACCUCGUCCCGAGCGAUUUCCUCUACGUGGAAAAAGACGGCCAGAAAGUCAACGUCGCAGUGUUUGCCCACAUCGACCGGGGAAGCGACCCCGUUGACCACCAUUCCUUCUUCAUGAGCACGAACGAGACUUCUCAUGUUCACCACUGCUCCUUUGAAGUUCACGACUUCGAUACCCAGCAAUUGGGGCACUACUGGCUCGCAGGGAAGGGAUACAAGUCGGUGUGGGGCGUGGGACGGCAUAUUCUCGGUUCCCAGAUCUUUGACUACUGGUGGGACACGACUGGUAACAUGGUUGAGCAUUAUGCAGAUGGGGACCUGGUGACUGACGAGACGCCGAUCGGAUACGGUCCCGCUGGAGAUGAGUCGUUGGCCGUUUGGGGACCCGAUGUGCCGGCUACGUUCUUGAAAUGAUUGUACGACAUGUUAGUUUUUGUAAUGUGCCAUAGCUUAUACUUUUCUCCACGCAAUUCUUUGUAUCUCCUGAUAUCUUCGCUACUGGUCCUUUCAUAUCUGGCAUUAUAAUGGAUGCAAAUCAUUGGGUCAAGUUUUCCCCGCUCUCCCAACACAAAUCAACGAAUAUUAUGAACACCGGAUCUUACCCCUCAUUUUAUUAUGCAAUUAUUCUCGUAAUCAG